AUGAAGAAUAAGUUUGAAAUUAAGUUGAGGGAACAACCUGUGGCUGAAUCUGGAGUUGAGUUAGAAGGAGUGAAACAUAAUGAUCAAGAAGAGGUCGGAGUCGAAACUAACCGUGAAGGCAACGAAAAUGAAAUUGUGGAGGAAGAAACUAAUAAUGAUGAAGAUGAAGAAGAAUCUAAAGAAACCGAUGAUGAUGACCACACAAGACGCGGUAAAUUGCUCAAGCGUCAAAGGGGUAAAUAUUGGCCAUUAAGUAAAGAAUGUGCUUCGCUUCGCAAUCUAGUGGUUAGUACAGGACUAGGGCCUGGAAUUCUUCAUUUGCAAUCGGGGUAUGAUAGUGUUGUGGUCUCUGCCUUCAGGGAAAGAUAUUGGGUUGAAACCGAUACGUUUCAUCUUCCAUUUGAAGACAUGACAAUAACACCGGACGAUGUGAAUCAAAUUACUGACCUUGAAGUUGAAGGAAAAUCUGUGUUUGAAGGUUUCGACAACAACAUGUCUUGGACUGACCUUUAUAUCCUUGUUCAGGAAACACUUGGGUGGGGGAAAGAUGAAACUGAGAUGGAGUUUCAGUUGGCUGGUGGUUAUGACCCUGUUGAACCACAUAAACCCAAAAUCAUCAAAAAGCUAUUGUUGAAGAAUCUGAGGAAUAAGUUUGAAGGAACAUCAGCAAAGGAAAGGGCAAGUCAGGUGAUGGAUGAAACAACAGUUAGGCGUACAUCCAUAGCGUAUUUGUUGUAUUCUCUUGGGACCGUAUUCUUUCCCGAUAACUCGGGAAAUAGGGUCAAUGUUCAUUACCUACAAAUGUUGAAGAAUUUGGACAACAUCAAAAACUAUUCGUGGGCCACCUCAACCUUUGCAUAUUUACUUGACAUCCCAAGAAAGGCCUCUAGGGUUGGAGCUACUGAAAUUGCCGGGAAUAUUGCGCUUUUAAUGGCAUGGGUUUAUGACCACUUUCCAAGCCUGAGACCUCCUACUGAGUGGGAAGAACAUGAUUAUGGCCCUACGGGAAAGAAGUUCAAGUUCACUGGCAGACAACUAAGGAACAAAGAGGAGAAGCUCAUUCAAAUGAGGAAGAAAAUAGAUGUUUUCACUGUUGAAGAUGUUAUCUUUGACCUUAUUUGA
Papaver somniferum (opium poppy) is the source of this 1122-nucleotide messenger RNA. RefSeq names its product protein MAINTENANCE OF MERISTEMS-like. The transcript is spliced from 3 exons. NCBI's taxonomy places the organism in Eukaryota, Viridiplantae, Streptophyta, Magnoliopsida, Ranunculales, Papaveraceae. The record is from RefSeq and is a predicted model, not a curated record. The coding region runs from base 1 to 1122 and encodes 373 amino acids.